This is a messenger RNA of Sardina pilchardus (European sardine), 796 nucleotides long. RefSeq names its product atonal bHLH transcription factor 1c (gene atoh1c). The transcript has a single exon. Gene Ontology annotation, cellular component: nucleus. The record is from RefSeq and is a predicted model, not a curated record. NCBI's taxonomy places the organism in Eukaryota, Metazoa, Chordata, Actinopteri, Clupeiformes, Clupeidae. Bases 65 to 709 code for a protein of 214 amino acids. Gene Ontology annotation, biological process: positive regulation of transcription by RNA polymerase II; sensory organ development; axon development. Gene Ontology annotation, molecular function: DNA-binding transcription factor activity, RNA polymerase II-specific; E-box binding; protein dimerization activity.
CGGGCCACCGAAACUUUCAGCGAGACUUUGGAGUUGUUCAAGUCACCACACACACCGUACCGAAAUGCCUCGACGCAGACCCCCGUGUGUAUCUCCGUGCGUGUUACGACAGACAGACGCUGCUCUUCUGAAGAGCUCGCACCCUGCCGUGACCUCUCACGGAUCACCGCCGGUACAGACGUUGGUGGAGGGCUGUUGGACGGAGGUCCGGACCGCAGACACAGACCGGGCGCACUGUGAACCGUGCGCUCUCGUGGAGCUCAGGCUACCGGGACUGCGCUACGUCGACCAGGACCAGGGCGCAGUGGCACGAGCCAAGCGACGGCGGCGGCUGGCGGCGAACGCGCGCGAGAGACGGAGGAUGCUCGGACUAAACGUGGCGUUCGACCGGCUGCGCAGCGUCAUCCCGAACACGGAGAGCGAGCGGAAGCUGUCCAAGUCCGAAACGCUGCAGAUGGCGCAGAUAUACAUCGCCACGCUCAGCGAGCUCCUUCAGGACGAGGGCUGCCAGCCGGACUUCAGUUACACGCGCAUCGCCAUGACUACGGAGCAGGUGGAUUCCGCAGCGGAGGACACGGAUCUGUCCGAACUGGACACGCGCAGUGACGAGCCUGGGCACGCGGCUAGCCCGGGAGAGUCUGAUGAUGAACACAAGCUCGAGCUGAAAGAGCUGAUGAACUUCUGGGAGAGAUCGAGCGGAACAAAAUGAUCACUACGUCAGUGUGAAGAAAGCGCUUUUUUUUAUUUGAAUUGUCAUGAAACUAUUAUUUUUCUACUGUUGACUUAGUUUAUCAUU